GUGCGACGAGCGCAGAGCUCUGACGCGAACGACCAUUCGUACUGCGCGCUCGCGCUUCCUGGGCGCAUCCGUUCCGGGCGACCUUUCGUCGACUAGUUGCAGAGGGCUGCUUGUUUCUUUGCCACUAACGCCGGCGGCUCGACCUGGCGCGCACCGGUUUGGAACGAACUCGAGUGAAAUCCAGAAAGAAAAUUCAAACUAUUCAACGCACAGACAAGGGGUUUAACCUGUAAGCGUGCACAUAUGCGCUACGUUCGUAUUACAUCGGAAUCACUCGAACAUUAUCGACCGGCACAGCUUAGAUUUGAAUGGUUUGCCCUAAUCCUAUACUAUUCGGAAAAGUCAAGUGGAAAACGUGCACUGUUCCUACAGUGAAUCAGCUGAAAGAAUAUUCAAUCAACCACCACUCCCUGAAUUUGUGGUUACAAAUCAGGCGAUGUUUGUAAUUUUAAUAUUCAAGUGCUAUUAUUAUUACUGAACUGACAGAUAAAACACAUUCCACGCGAGUUGUAACCAAGGUAUAUCCGGCUAGUCAGUUUAAUUCCCUUCACGCAGAUAACGAUUGCGCCAGCAGCGCGUAAUGAGUGUAAUACUCACAAAUGUAAUGUUAAUUACAACGCGAAGUGGCACUCUCAACAAAAACAUCAAUUAUACGAGGCGAUAAGUGAGGGUUUCCAGGGGCAAUGUAAUUUGCGCUUGAUCUGGUGCAACGUGUCUGACGUAUAUCAGUAGUGUGAGAGAUCCGUUCGAUAACAUGACGACGCAGAGGCAUUUUGCGGUGUUCUCCGGCGCCGCUGCAUCGGCAGCCAGUUUGUUCGGCAAGCUAACUGGGUUGCCGCAAUUCGAGGAAAUCAUUAUAAUUAGAUUGGUGUGCUUUGCGCUGAUGGUUCUUGCAAACGGGAUGGUGUGGACUUUCUAUGUGAAGGCGUUACACGUCUCUCAGUCCUCCCUUUCGGCGACUGUGAUCAGCGCCGCCACUAAUUACUUAUUAUCGGCGAUCUAUGGAUUGGUGAUCUUCAGAGAAGUUACUAGUUUGUUUUGGUGGACUGGCGCUGGCUUAAUUCUACUCGGAUUGAUUCUGAUAAUACGAAGCCAAGACCGUGAGGAAUUGAAGCGCACCGUAGAUGCAUCGGGCGAAAAUAAUUACUCUGCACUGCCGGAAAAAGCAAAACUUCGGUAAUCCCAUUACAAGUUUUAAUUGAAACGUUAAUUUUUUAUGAUUGAAUAAUUAUUCAAAUUAAAAAUGUUUGUAACAACAUUCAUUUAUCAUUAAGUGAAGUCUGAAAAGACAAAAUAGAAGUAAAUUAUAUAGGCUUUCCUAGAA
This is a messenger RNA of Dalotia coriaria, 1324 nucleotides long. RefSeq lists its product as uncharacterized. The record is from RefSeq and is a predicted model, not a curated record. The transcript is spliced from 3 exons. Lineage: Eukaryota; Metazoa; Arthropoda; Insecta; Coleoptera; Staphylinidae. The coding region runs from base 755 to 1180 and encodes 141 amino acids.